GGACUGAGGAAUAGAGAGGAAAGGGUGGGGAACCCGCUGUCUCUGGAAGUGGAAGGAUUCAUUGCAUCUGUAGGAGCCAUUCUCAGACUAAUGAAUCUGUGGCCGACCUAUUCAUUUCUUCAUUUGUCAGGCUCAAUAUAAUGCUACUUUGCCACGCCACAUAGUUACCUCAUAUCUCAAACAUUGUUUCUCUCUUCUCAUCCCCUUUCUUUCUUUCUCUGUUCUUCUCUCUUCUUUUUGCCCUGCUUUGUGGGGUUCCUGCUCUCUAAUGUUCUUGGCCCUUCAAGCUUUCAUCUGCUUCUUUGUGUUGUUCUUGAUCGUUGUUUCAGCUCUUUUUGCUCUUUCUGAGGGUUUUCAGCUGUUGGGUAUUGGAUUCUCGGUUGCUUUUUCUCUGUGGUCAUGCCUACCCUCGUCAAUUGCAGUGGUGAUGAUGAACUCUAUCUUGGGGGUUCUUUGUGCACUGCUGGUUCCAACAUUGAUGUGUACUGUCCUCCUAGCAAGAGAGCUCGCAUCAAUGCUCCAUUUAUCUAUGAAGAUCUUCACUUUGAGCAAAAUCAAAUUCAGAAGCCGACUAUUGAAUUUCUUCCAAAUGAAUGCCUCUUUGAGAUAUUCAGACGGCUCCCCAGUAGCAAAGAAAGAAGCUUAUGUGCUUGUGUAUCGAAGCAUUGGCUUUAUCUUAUGAGCAGUAUAUGCAAAGAUGAAAUCUGCAAAUCCAAAAAGCCAUCUUCUUUUGACAUUGAAAUGAGCUCUAUUGGUGAGGAUCAAGAUAUUGAAGGUGAUGGCUACCUUACCAGGUCUUUGGAAGGGAAAAAGGCAACUGAUGUAAGACUUGCUGCGAUUGCAGUAGGGGCUAGUGGCCAUGGAGGACUUGGAAAACUAUCUAUCAGAGGCAACAACUCUGUAAGGGGAGUCUCUAAUAUCGGCCUUUCAGCUGUUGCUCACGGUUGUCCUUCUCUAAGAUCGCUUUCUUUGUGGAAUGUAUCUUCAGUUGGGGAUGAAGGUCUGACUGAGAUAGCCAAAGGAUGUCAUAUGUUGGAGAAGCUUGACCUGUGCCAGUCUUCCUCAAUCAGCAACAAGAGCUUGAUCGCAAUAGCUGAGGGUUGCCCGAAUUUGGCAACCUUAAAUAUUGAAUCGUGUACAAAGAUCGGGAAUGAAGGCUUGCAAGCUAUUUCAAAGUCUUGCCCGAAGUUGCAGUGCAUCACUAUCAAGGACUGCCCACUCGUUGGGGAUCAUGGAGUAUCGAGUCUGUUAUCAUCAGCUUCAAACUUGUCAAAGGUGAAGCUUCAGUCCUUGAACAUAACAGAUUUUUCUCUGGCUGUCAUUGGCCACUAUGGAAAGGAAGUUACCAAUAUGGUCCUCAGUGGUCUCCCAAAUGUUAGUGAAAGGGGCUUUUGGGCCAUGGGUGUAGCUCAAGGUCUCCAGAAAUUAGUCUCAUUGACAGUUACUUCAUGCCGUGGGGUAACUGAUACAAGCAUUGGAGCCAUUGGCAGAGGGUGCUGGAGUCUGAAGCAGAUGUGCCUUCGCAAGUGUUGCUUUGUAUCCGAUGGAGGACUGGUGGAAUUUGCCAAUGCUGCAGAAUCUCUUGAGAGCUUGCAGUUGGAUGAGUGUAACAGAAUCACCCAGACUGGAAUUAUAGGUGCUGUUUCAAACUUCAAAACAAAGCUGAAAUCUCUUACUCUUGUGAAGUGCAUGGGAAUCAAGGAUAUUGGUUGCGAAGCAUCUAUGCUUUCUCCGUGCAAAUCUCUUUGUUCACUGUCAAUAAGAAACUGCCCUGGCUUUGGUAGUGGUAGCUUGGCUAUGGUUGGGAAGUUGUGCCCCCAACUUCAGCAUGUUGAUCUUACUGGGCUUUAUGGCAUAACAGAUGUUGGUUUUCUCCCUCUGCUGGAGAACUGCAAGGCAGGACUCAUCAGUGUGAAUCUUGCUGGAUGUGGGAACUUGACAGACAACAUCAUUUCAGCUUUGGCUCAGUUACAUGGCAGAACCCUUGAAGUACUCAACAUCGAUGGAUGCAGGAAGGUAACUGAUGCAAGCUUGGCUGCCAUUGCACACUACUGCUUGCUAUUGAAUGAUCUAGAUGUCUCCAAGUGUGCAAUCACCGAUGCCGGUCUAGCCAUCCUAGCCGGUGCCAGGCAGCUAAGUUUGCAAGUUCUUUCCGUGUCAGGCUGUUCUGAUGUAUCAAACCACAGCGUACCAUUCCUUACGAAACUGGGCAAGACCUUAGUAGGAUUGAAUCUUCAAAACUGCAACUCAAUCAGCAGCAGUUCAAUUGAGUUGCUUAUCGAAAACUUGUGGAGAUGUGAUAUUCUGGCAUAAACAAGACCGAAAACAGAUAUGCUUAACUCGCAGGAAGUCAUGUUCAGCAGACUUUUUGGGCUCUGAUGAUAUGUCUGUCCACAGUGGACAUGGUGGUGGAAGUUUUGGUGACUUGGUUGUUUUCCAUGGAACUUUAGCCUUUCCCCUUUUUUGCAAGCAGCCUAUAUUUACAGGACUGCUUGUUUCAGAACCUUUUUGGCGUCCAAGGCCAUCUUUUCUGGCUACGGUUCCCUGAGAAUACAGUCACCUAGGCAGAGACGUGGUUGAUGGUGGUUUCCACUUAAGGAUAGUGCAUGUAUAUUGGGGUCUUAUUCUGUAUUGCUGGAUGAUUUUCUGUUGAGUGUUUAAGCUUUUGUGUGUUGUUGUUAGUUAAGUUUGCUUUGUUUUUUGACGAGUAUGGCUGUUUAGGGCAGUGCAAGUGGUGGGUGCCUCACGUGCAAGGGCUUUGGUCUCUCUCUCACAACCUGUUUUGGGUUGUUUUUCCCCCUCUUUUGGGGUUUUUGUUAAACCAAGCCCUUGUUUUUGUAAGGCUUAUCUUGCUUCAUGAAUUGUACUCUGCAGACUGCUACUCUGUGAUGUUAUAAUGAAAAUAACUACUUGCCCCAGUUGUUAUAA
Messenger RNA from Neltuma alba, 2928 nucleotides. Its product is annotated as EIN3-binding F-box protein 1. Lineage: Eukaryota; Viridiplantae; Streptophyta; Magnoliopsida; Fabales; Fabaceae. Bases 400 to 2313 code for a protein of 637 amino acids. The transcript is spliced from 2 exons. Gene Ontology annotation, cellular component: SCF ubiquitin ligase complex. Gene Ontology annotation, molecular function: protein binding. The record is from RefSeq and is a predicted model, not a curated record. Gene Ontology annotation, biological process: SCF-dependent proteasomal ubiquitin-dependent protein catabolic process.